ACCGCCUCAGGCAAGCAGCCAAUCAGGAGACGCGGAGGAAAUGAAGUCACGGUAUCCAUCCGCGCCGUGUGGCCCGUGUCCCUCCGCGCCGCUCUCCCCUCUUUGUACGCAGCUGGCGGUUAGUGUCCGGCGGGUGUGACCGGGGGGAGGGAACCCCGGGGCGGGACCGAGCCUGGGAGCGAACGGGGCUGCGCGGCAGUAGGAGGAGGAUUAAAGGCAGAACUUGCAGCUGAAUUCUCCGUGUCCAGGGAUCAAAUAGAAGAACCAUGGACACGGAUCUGUUUAUGGAAUGUGAGGAGGAGGAGCUGGAACCCUGGCAGAAGCUGAGUGAUGUGAUCGAAGACUCGGCAGUAGAGGAUUAUAGCUACAUGGACAAGAGCUCUUCAGUAUCAGUCAAUCUGCAGCCGGUGGCUCCUCUUCCCGUGGUCACUCAACAGCCCCUGAACAGCCAUUUCUCCACCGCCACCACCAUAACCACCAGCGCUGCGCAGAACAGCGACUCUGCCAAGAAAACCUUGGUGACGCUCUUUGCAAAUAACAGUGGUCAGACGCCAAUUGUGCAGUCGAGCGGGCAGCCCCUUAUACUGACCCAGAAUGCUGGCGCUGGCCUGGGCACGAUGGUCCCUCAGCCGAUGCUGCGCCCAAUGCAAGUCAUGCAGAACGCCAACCACGCCAGCAACUCAUCCGUGGCCACCCAGCCCAUCUUCAUCACUACCCAGGGUUUCCCGGUGCGGAACGUGAGGCCGGUGCAGAACGCCAUGAACACCAUGAAUCAGGUGGGGAUAGUGCUGAACGUGCAGCAGGGCCAGACUGUCAGACCCAUCACUAUCGUGCCAGCGCCAGGCACCCAGUUCAUGAAGCCAGGUGUGGGGGUACCGCAGGUCUUUUCCCAAGUGACCCAGGUCAGACCGGCGCCUUCUGUUCCAGUGCGGCCAGCCACCAACACCUUCACCACCGUCAUCCCGGCCACCCUGACCAUCCGAAGCACAGUACCCCAGUCUAACGCACAACCCAACAAGCCCACGGCAAGCAUGGCCACUACCUCUGCACCCAGCCAGCCCAUCCGACAGAUUGCCAUGCAGCCUCAACAGACCCAGAUCCUGGCAACCAAUCAGAACAGCCAGAGCACGAGCUCCAACCUUGGUAAGCUUGUGAGUAUUGCCAACCUGGUGGCUGUCAAUAAGACCGGGGAGCCCAACGACCUGGUGAAGUUCGUGAAUGCGGUGAGCGGCAAUCAGAGUGCGGUUCUGAACUCCAGCCAGAUUGUCCUGCCCAGCACCACCAGCAGCAGUACCAGUAACAGCAGCAGCACCGUGCAGAGGAUCCUGCCCCCCGAGCCAUCGGGAAUGAAAUGUACCGCUGCCUCCGUAUCCUCCGCCGACUCCUCCGACAGCAACAGGAAGUUCUGCCCAAGGUGCCGUGCUCAGUUCCGUGUGACGGAGGCGCUCAGAGGCCAUAUGUGUUACUGCUGCCCAGACCUUCUGGAUUUCUCUAAUAAGAGCAAGGAAUCGGAGCUGCCCUCACAGACCACCCAAGCGAUCUGCACUGACAAAAUUAUAUCGGCAGCCACUCCCUCAUCCACCACUCCUUCCACAACGGCGCCCCCCGCGGGCAAGGGGCAGGAAUCUUCUCAGGAGGAAGGCAUGCAGGGCAAGCUCAUCAUGCUGGUGGAUGACUUCUACUACGGGCGGGAUGUUGGGAACACCUACCAGAUGCAGUCCUAUCCCAAAGUGGCCACGACGUUCCGCUGCCCGCACUGUACCAAGAGGCUAAAAAAUAAUAUACGGUUCAUGAACCACAUGAAACAUCACGUGGAGUUGGACCAACAGAACGGUGAGGUGGACGGGCACACCACGUGCCAACACUGCUACAGGCAGUUCUCCACCCCCUUCCAGCUGCAGUGCCACCUGGAAAACGUGCACAGCUCGUACGAAUCCACAACCAAGUGCAAGAUCUGCGAGUGGGCGUUUGACAGCGAGCCCCUAUUCCUGCAGCACAUGAAGGACACGCACAAACCCGGCGAGAUGCCCUACGUGUGCCAGGUCUGCCAGUACCGAUCCUCCAUUUACGCCGAGGUGGACACGCAUUUCCGGCUGAACCACGAGGACACGCGCUACCUGAUGUGCGUCUAUUGCCUGAAGGUGUUUAAGAACGGAAACGCCUUCCAGCAGCACUUCAUGCGCCACCAGAAGAGCGUCUAUCACUGCAACAAGUGCCGCCUACAGUUCCUCUUCGCAAAGGACAAGAUCGAGCACAAACUGCAGCAUCACAAAACCUUCCGUAAGCCCAGGCAGCUGGAGGGGCUCAAACCCGGGACAAAGGUUACAAUCCGGGCAUCGAGGGCACCGUCACGGUCCCUUCCUGUAUCGUCGGCAGACACCACGUCGAUGCCCUUAGUGGACAUGGACACGGACUCGCUGGCCGACUCGCUGUAUUCCAUGCAGUACAAGCGCACGGUGAAGAAGACGUCUGAGAAUCUCUCCAACAUCCACACCAAAAGACCACCCUAUGGCAGGCAGUCGUGCCUGGAGUGCAGCUUGGACAUCACUGACUUCCAGAACCACUUCCCCACCUACGUGCACUGCUCCCUGUGCCGCUAUAGUACCUGCUGUUCCCGGGCGUACGCCAACCACAUGAUCAAUAACCACGUGCCGAGGAAAAGCCCCAAAUACCUGGCCCUCUUUAAAAGCUGCAAACCCAGUAGCGUUGUGGCACUUACCUGCUCGUCGUGUCCGUUUGUCACUCGGAUCGGGGACGCGAUGGCCAAGCACCUGGUGUUUAACCCGGCUCACUCCUACUGUAACGUCAUUUACCCCGGUUCAUCCUCAAGCUGCUUUUUAAGGAUGGCGUCGAAAACCCAAGAGGACGAUGUCCGGAGCUACAGGACCGCAGUCGCCACUGUCGGCACCAGCGAGAAGGUGUCGGAGGAGGCGCUCCCUGUAUCCGAGGCUCCCAGCCUGGAGGAGGUCAAUCACACUAUCAAUGUGGAGGAACUGGAGGAGGAGCUGGAGGAGAAGCCAGAUGAAGCGGAGGCCGGAGAGCAGGAAGCUCAGAAUAAGCAGGAGCAGCUGAGCGUGAAGAAAUUGCGUGUGGUUCUGUUUGCGCUGUGCUGCAACAUCCAGCAGGCCGCUGAGCACUUCCACAACUCCCCGCAGCGAAUCCGGCGCUGGUUGCAGAGGUUCCAGACGUUUCAGGAGGAGAACCAGGACAACCUUUCGGAGGGCAAAUACCUAGGGGCAGAGGCAGAGGAGAAACUGGCAGAGUGGGUGCUCGCCCAGAGAGAGCAGCAGCAGCCAGUGAACGAAGAGACCCUCUUCCAAAAGGCCACCAAGAUCGGGCGGUCCCUGGAAGGGGGCUUCAAGAUCUCCUACGAGUGGGCGGUGAGGUUCAUGCUGCGGCACAACCUGAGCACCCACUCCAAAGUGGCUGUGGCACAUCCGCUCCCCAAGGAGAUGGAGUCCAACUCCAAGACUUUUAUUGAGUUCGUCCAGCGCCAGAUUCACAGCCAGGACCUGCCGCUGUCCAUGAUCGCUGCCGUCGAUGAGAUCUCGCUCUUCCUUGACCUGGAGGUGCUGGGCAGCGAUGAGCGGAAGGAGAACGCUCUGCAAACGGUAGGGACCGGGGAGCCCUGGUGCGACGUGGUGGUCACCAUCUUGGCCGACGGGAGUCUUCUGCCCACUUUGGUGUUCACACGGAGCAGCAGCUCGGGGGAGGUCCCCGAAUCCAUCAUCCUGGAGGCCAGAGAGGACGGUUACACGGACGACGAAAUCGUAGAACUUUGGUCCUCGCGGGUUUGGCAGAAGCACGCGGAGUGUCCGAACAACAAAGGCAUGGCGGUGGUGGACUGCCACCGAACGCACCUCUCCGAGGAAGUCCUGUCUAUCAUGAGUUCCACCUGCACCUUGCCGGCCAUAGUGCCCUCCGGCUGCAGCUCCAAAAUACAACCGCUCGACGUCUGCAUCAAAAGGGCCGUGAAAAACUUUUUGCAUAAGAAGUGGCGGGAGCAGGCCCGGGAGAUGGCCGAGGCCACCUGUGACUCCGACAUCCUCUUGCAGCUCGUUCUGUGUUGGCUGGCCGAGGUCCUGGAGGUCAUCACCGAGCACCCAGAGCUGGUCCAGCAGUCCUUCCUGGUGGCCAGUGUCCUCCCGGGACCCGACGGCAUCGCCAACACGUCCAAGCGCAACGCCGAGAUGCAGGAGGAGCUCAUCAACUUGCUGGAGGAGCAGCUCAAACUGGGCGUCGGCGAGCAGGACGACGACACGGACCAAUGCAACGACAGCCAGCCGGAAGAGUACACCGACCCGGAAGUGCUCCAGCAGCUCUUCGAGGGCGAGAGCGACACGGAAUCUUUCUAUGGAUUUGACGAGACCGAAUUAGAGCCCAUGUGAUCUCAAACUUUUAUGCCCCUCCCCCCCAAAUUGUAUGAUGUUGGGUUUAAUGCAUUCCGUGUCCCGCUCGGGGCGUAGGAAUUAGUUACACCGCAUUAUUAGCAUUUAUUACUUUUAUCAUUUUUAAUCAUGGUUUUUCCUGCACAGGAGAAAUAUGGUGACUUCAGUUGUGCCCCCUAAAGAUCCGAUGCCCCCCAAAGAUCCGAUGCCCAAGCCCUGUCACUACCAUGUUCCCUAUACUGCCCCGUAUUUGCCCUUCUUUGCCAGUUCUGUCCCUUCACGUUUCCCCGGAGUCGGACAGAACGAGGGCAGAGACCGCAGCACCGCAGUUCUAAACUGGUUCCGUCCCGUAGGGUGGGUUCAAUAUCGAUCCAGUCCAGUUGGGGGUUUUGUACAUAGUCACAUAAGUUAUGGGUGAGACUUGCUCCCCUUAUCAAAAGCCCCCACCCUUUCCCAGUACAGUUACUGCAAGGGAUGCUGGGACACAAGAGGAACCAGUCUUGGCCCAUACACAUAUAUAUUCUCUGCCUUCGGAACCAGGUCCGGACCCUCAGCCGGGCACGUGCAUGUUCUUGGAGAGAGUUUUUUUUGUUUUUAUGUUUUUGUUUUUUUUACCCCCAGCUUUACAGCAGACAUUUAUCCCUAAUAAUAAAUUCUCAAAAUGGCGGAUUGGGGCCCAGAGAGCUGCAGGGACCGGGGCGUGUAUAGGACAAACCAUAGAGGUGUAUAUAAGCGCAACACAGAGUAUAGACGGGCCGGCGGCAGAUCUGUGUUUUUUAUUAGGUUCAGAUGUGAUUUUUGUUUUUUUUUUUUUUAAUAUAAAAAGUGUUCUGUUAACCAUUUCCCUGCUGUAUGUUUUCUGAUUUUUAAAGGCUCGGUACUAUAAUAAAAGUUUUAUGUGAAACCAAA
Messenger RNA from Xenopus tropicalis (tropical clawed frog), 5297 nucleotides. RefSeq names its product pogo transposable element derived with ZNF domain (gene pogz). The transcript has 21 exons. Lineage: Eukaryota; Metazoa; Chordata; Amphibia; Anura; Pipidae. Gene Ontology annotation, biological process: regulation of transcription by RNA polymerase II. The coding region runs from base 267 to 4388 and encodes 1373 amino acids. Gene Ontology annotation, cellular component: nucleus. The record is from RefSeq and is a predicted model, not a curated record. Gene Ontology annotation, molecular function: nucleic acid binding; DNA binding.